AUGCAUAUAUUAAGAAUACCAGUAGUAUCGAUCAAAAACAUAUCAUCAAAGAUUAAUUUAAACUCCAAUCUAAGGUUUUUGUCUACCGCAAUGCCCACAUCUGAAGAUAGGACAAUACCUUUAAUUGCUUCAAUCGAUGUAGGUACCACCUCUUCAAGAGCUAUUUUAUUCGAUAAGUUCGGUAAAGAAGUAGCAAAACAUCAAAUCGAAUACAGCACCUCUCUAACUAAUCAGCGUGAUUUAUACCAUAGUCAAAAUGGACAAGAAAAUAGAUACAGAAAUAAAGAUGAACCGAUUUAUUCCUCUGUUGGACUACUAAUUAAAGAGAGUGAAAACUUAGAGAUUGAAGACCUACACAAAGUUUUGAAGAAACCAUCAACCUUAAAUUAUCCUAAGCCAGGUUGGGUUGAAUGUAAUCCUAUCAAUCUAUUAAUCAAUGUUCUUCAAUGCCUUGGAUCAACUUUAUUGUCUUUAAAUAAAACAAAUGUAAAAUUGUCGAAGGAUGGUUCCCCCACAUAUAAAGUAGUGUCCAUCGGUAUAACAAAUAUGAGAGAAACCAUAAUUGUUUGGUCAAAGAAGACUGGAUUACCUGUAAUACCAUACGGUAUAGUUUGGAAUGACACAAGAAACACAAAAAUUAUUAAUUCUUUAUCCAAGAUGAUGCCGAAAGCAACUGUUCAAAAUAUUCAAGAACGUACUGGUUUACCUCUACUCUCUACCUAUUUUUCUAGUUCUAAGCUAAGGUGGCUUCUAGAUAACGAACCUAAGGUUAAGGAAGAAUAUGAAAGGGGAAAUUUAAUGUUUGGAACUGUGGAUACUUGGCUUCUAACAAAUUUAACAAGCAAUAACAAUUUUGUAACUGAUGUAACUAACGCUUCAAGAACUGGGUUUAUGAAUCUAGAUACAUUACAAUAUGACCCAGAGUUGCUUAGGUUUUGGAACAUAGACCCUGAAAAGAUUAAUCUACCCAAGAUUCUACCUUCAUCUGCACACUUUGGUAGGUUUAAAAUUGCAGAUAUAAUUGAUCUAACGAGAUGUGGAUAUUUCCCUAAUGAAUUAAUCUCCGUUUUACACGAUUUUGAAAAAUUGAAUAUCCCAAUCCAAGGCUGUCUCGGUGAUCAAAGUGCUUCCUUAGUUGGACAAUUAGCAUACAAGAAAGGAUCAGCCAAAUGUACUUAUGGUACUGGCUGUUUCUUAUUGUACAAUAUUGGUAUCAAAAAGCUAUUAUCAAGACAUGGUGCUUUAACUACCAUCGGUUACUGGUUCCCUGAUUUAGACCUUAAUGAUCCUACUAAUGAUCUUAACAAACCUCAGUUUGCCCUUGAAGGGUCCAUUGCUGUUGCAGGUUCAGUAGUUCAAUGGUUAAGAGAUAAUUUGAGAUUGUUCCCAAGAGCACAAGAUGUGGGACCGAUGGCAAAUACUGUUCCAGAUUCCGGUGGUGUCGUGUUUGUCCCUGCAUUUAGUGGUUUAUUCGCACCAUAUUGGGAUGCAAAUGCAAGGGCAACAAUUAUGGGAAUCUCACAGUAUACAACAGCCUCGCACAUUGCCCGAGCUGCGGUUGAAGGCGUUUGUUUUCAAUGUAGGGCCAUUUUAAAAGCUAUGACUUCUGAUGUGUAUGGAGAUAAAUUAAACCCCAAUAUUGAUUUAUUAGAAGAUAAUUUGAUUGACGAUGUUAGUUUUGCUUACGAAAGAAAAUUGUUUUCUACAUUAUGUGUAGAUGGAGGCAUGUCCAAAUCCGAUGAGGUCAUGCAAAUCCAAGCUGACAUAUUAGGACCCUGUAUCAAAAUAAGACGGUCCCCAGUGCUUGAAUCUACCGCACUAGGAGCAGCAAUUGCUGCAAAUAUGGCAGGAAAAACCAAAGAAGAACGUCCACUAUGGAAAGACUUUAAUGACGUUAAAACUUUUGUAUUCUAUAAUGGAAUACCUCCUCCACUAAAAGGUUUACCACAUAAAAAUGACACCAUACAAGCAGAAGAUAUUCCAUCUGAUCAUCAUCCUAAUUUGAAAUAUUUUAGAAGUCAAUCCAAUGACACGGACAGAAGAAAACAUUGGAAAAUGUGGGAGACGGCUAUACAGAGGUCCAAAGGCUGGCUAACCGAUAUUGAAGGUGAACACAUCCCAAUUAUUGAGAAUGAGUAUGUUAAUGGAAAGAUGUAG
Messenger RNA from Arxiozyma heterogenica, 2157 nucleotides. RefSeq names its product glycerol kinase (gene GUT1). Gene Ontology annotation, biological process: glycerol-3-phosphate biosynthetic process; triglyceride metabolic process; glycerol metabolic process. Lineage: Eukaryota; Fungi; Ascomycota; Saccharomycetes; Saccharomycetales; Saccharomycetaceae. Gene Ontology annotation, cellular component: mitochondrion. The record is from RefSeq and is a predicted model, not a curated record. The transcript has a single exon. Gene Ontology annotation, molecular function: glycerol kinase activity. Bases 1 to 2157 code for a protein of 718 amino acids.